Messenger RNA from Nipponia nippon (crested ibis), 623 nucleotides. NCBI's taxonomy places the organism in Eukaryota, Metazoa, Chordata, Aves, Pelecaniformes, Threskiornithidae. The record is from RefSeq and is a predicted model, not a curated record.
GACGACUUGAAGAGAAGAUGGCCCAGGUGCAAGAGGAGAACGCCCAGGUGCAAGAGGAGAACGUUGAUGUCACCCUGGACGCUGACACGGCUCACCCCAGACUGGAAAUCUCUGACGAUGGGAAGAGUGUGAAAGACACUGGCACCAUCAGAAAGGUGCCCAGCAAGGAGAAGAGAUUUGAUUCCCACACUUUUGUGCUGGCAAAGGAAGGAUACACAUCUGGGAGACACUACUGGGAAGUAGAUGUUGGCAAGAGAAGAAGCUGGGCCUUGGGUAUUGCCCGGGAAUCUGUGACUCGCAAAGGGACAGUGACUCUGUCCCCUAAGAAUGGCUUCUGGGUCAUAGGGUUUGCCAAUGGGCGAGAGUAUUGGGCCCACACAGAGCCUUGGACCUGUUUGAGCGUGAGUGGGAAGCUGCCAAUGAUUGGGAUCUUCCUGGACAUCUCAGCCAAGCAGCUGUCAUUUUACAACGUCCAGAAGAAAACAGCUCUGUACACUUUCACCUUGGGAGGUGACAGCAGUCAGGAAGGGAAGUUUUUUCCUUUCUUCUCAACAGGUCCUGCUGCUGCAAAGCCUGACACUGAGCCUCUAAGGGUAGUGCAGGGGUUUGCUGAUGAUGAGUGA